Messenger RNA from Phytophthora infestans T30-4, 1428 nucleotides. Its product is annotated as tRNA guanosine-2'-O-methyltransferase, putative. The record is from RefSeq and is a predicted model, not a curated record. Gene Ontology annotation, biological process: tRNA methylation. The transcript is spliced from 3 exons. Bases 1 to 1428 code for a protein of 475 amino acids. Lineage: Eukaryota; Oomycota; Peronosporomycetes; Peronosporales; Peronosporaceae.
AUGGAGACUAAGCGCAGUGCCGAGCAACUGUCUCGCGAUGCCCAGCGCAAGCGCCGCAAGCAGGCCAAAGCUGGGGCCAAAGACGGCGGCCAAUGGAAUCGUUGUAUGUUCAGGGUGGUGCGGAAAAACCGCUACUGCAAUAUCUCCAGAGUGCCAGGCUCGCUCUUCUGCGGCAACCACCUUCCUGACUAUGACGCAGUGGUGAGCAAAAAGUCUCAGAAGUUUAAAGCCGCUGCACGUCGCCGCGUGCCGUGUCCGGUGGACGCAUCGCACACGGUCUACGAGUACGACUUGGCCAAGCACGUGCUGGUCUGCAACCGCGUCAAGGACGCUGACGCCAUGAAGAAGCUUCCAUACUAUAGUCACAACAUCAACUCUGGCUCACAUUGCAGUAGCAAGGAAGACGAUAAAGCAGCAGACGUGGGAGAACCAGGAGUGGAAAAAGACGAGGACGGAAAUGAACACUCAGCUCCGUCAGCGCAAGAGCAACAAGGUAUUAUUGAUAAACUGCAAGCUGUCGACUUUGCCGACUUGAGAAAACGCAUUGAGACGGCGUAUGCUUCGUGUGUUGGCGCAUUGGCACUGGAAAAGCUGCACCACACAUGCUGUGACCAGCUUUUUGAAGAGAAGAAGAAGGCUGGAGCUUCGAAGAGUGUGUUACGACACAUUGAGCAACAAGCGUCGAUUAUCGGACACAUGGAGAAGGUGAACUUAUUAGAGAAUCCGAAUGCUGUAUUCGUGGAGCUUGGAGCUGGAAGAGGAAUGCUGUCGUUGGCGCUAGCGCAGAUGUACCCAGACAGUCUGUACGUGCUGAUCGAUCGCGCGCACACGCGAGGCAAGGCUGAUCGCUUUAUUGGCGGCGAUGAAGCUGCAAAGGAGAGAUCGUCUACGCUGCGAGCAAAGAUUGAUAUCCGCCACCUGAAUUUUGCCGGUAUGCAAGAGAUUGUGAGCAAACCUGUGGUCUGCAUGUCCAAGCAUUUGUGCGGUGUAGCAACGGAUCUGUCGCUACGAGCCAUCGCACAAACACUGCCUGAACCCAAGAGUGAUAAAGCUAUUCUAUUAGAUAGCACAGUCAGCUCUAGCUUUCAGGGGUUGGCAAUUGCGCUAUGCUGCCAUCACGUUUGUGCGUGGGAGGACUACGUGAACCCAGAAUUCUUCCGGGCUCAUGGCUUCAAGCCUGAAGAGUUUGAGCUGCUCACAAGUAUGACUUCGUGGACUACUUGCGGGAUGGGUCUCGAGGGUGACGCGGUGCAGCACAUUCUCGGCAUCAGCAAAGACGAGCGUGCAGCUCUAGGACGACAAUGCAAACGCAUCAUUGACGCUGGUCGUGCAGCGUACUUGGCGCAAUUACAGCUGAAGACUCGACUUGUCCACUAUUGCGACACCAAAGACAGUCUUGAAAACUGCCUGCUUCUUGCCUGGCGAUAG